AUGAAGUGGCUAACUCUCGCUGCUGCUCUCAUUGCGCCCUCUGAGGCUGCCCUUCGCUUCGGAUGCUCAACUCUGAGUAUCCAGCGACUCGAUCCGCUCGUUGAGCCUGGGAAGGUUCCCUCUUCCCAUCUUCACCAGAUCGUUGGUGGCAAUGCUUUCAACGCGACCAUGCAAGGCGAUAUCGGCGAGAAGGGCUCUUGCACGACGUGCACCUUCACCGAGGACUUCUCCAACUACUGGACCGCUGUAAUGUUCUUCAAACAUCAGAACGGCUCGUACAUGCGGGUUCCGAUCAUGCAAAACGCUGCGUUGCCGAAUGGCAUCAACGGCGGAAUGACAGUCUACUACACGCAGCAAGACUUCAACUCGAACGGCAACCAGAAGAUCAAGGCCUUCCCGCCGGGCUUCCGCAUGACGGUCGGUUCCCCGACGACGGAAAAUCUGAACGACGCUAAGGGCCAUGUCGGUCUUCGCUUCGUCUGCUUGACCGACAAGAACACGCGCUUCCCCGAGCUCCCCGACUUCCCCACCAAGCCAUGCAAAGGCGGCAUCAUGACUGUGCACCACUUCCCCUCAUGCUGGGACGGCAAGAACACCGAUUCGCCAAACCACCAGGACCACAUGUAUAACACUGCCAAGGAGGCCUUCCAGCCCGCCGGCGCGUGCCCGUCUUCCCACCCCGUCCGCAUGGCACAGGUAGCCUACGAGACUCUAUGGGACACGGCCAAGUUCGCCAACAUGUGGCCAGCCGACAACAAGAACCCCUUCUUCCUGAGCUACGGCGACAACAACGGAUACGGUACCCAUGCCGACUACAUGUUCGGAUGGAAGGGCGACUCACUCCAGCGCGCCAUGGACUCUUCCUGCAUGUUCCAGGCCUGCGAGAACGGAAAGCCGCUCAAGUCUCAGGGCGUCGCACAGAUGAACGCUUGUGCUGUCAAGAGUCAGGUGAAGGAGAGCAUUGAUGGAUGGCUCACCGAGAUGCCUGGGAUGAACAUGAAGAAGAGACAGGUAGAGUUCUCCGCAUAG
Trematosphaeria pertusa is the source of this 1029-nucleotide messenger RNA. RefSeq lists its product as uncharacterized. The transcript has 5 exons. The record is from RefSeq and is a predicted model, not a curated record. NCBI's taxonomy places the organism in Eukaryota, Fungi, Ascomycota, Dothideomycetes, Pleosporales, Trematosphaeriaceae. The coding region runs from base 1 to 1029 and encodes 342 amino acids.